UAUAUGGAGAAGCGGCUCGCAAAAAACUCCUAAUAUCUUCCGAAGGACUCCAAAUGACACCAAACACCUCUGGGGAUGAUUUAAUAGAGUCUCAUGACAAAGCCUUGACCAAGAUGGAGGAGGACAACAGUCGACAACUGAACACAAAGCUGGCUGCUGCCCUAAAGGAACACAGAUCCCAGAUUGCUUUACACCUAAGGAAGAGGGAGGAGCUUCAGAGGGAGGCGGAGCUAGAGCUGAAGAUGGAAAGGGAAAAGAACCAGAUGCUGCUUCUACAGUGCCAACAAAGACACUUAAGGAUACAGCAGAAGUUGGAAGAGACAGAACUGCACGUGCAAGACCUGCAAGGAGAGUUGCACCAAGAGAGGAGACGAGGAAAAGAGAAGAGGACACGAGACGAGCAGAGGUGGAGGAGAGAGGAGGAGACGCACCAACAGCAGGCACGAGAACUGAGCCAAGCUAAAGCUGAAGUGCAGCAGAUGAAGGAGAAGAAUGCUGAACUAAUAGAAGAGGUGGCAUUACUCCAGGAGACGGUGCGGGGGGAGUGUGAGGAGAGGGAGGAGCUGACUGCUGCUCUCCUUCAAGCUCGGCAGGAGCUCUGUGGGCAAAGAUCUCUGCAGGCAUCUCAUCAGCACUCCUCCAGAAAUGCUCAUGAGCUAAUGGACAGACAAACACAAUCAAUGAACAAUGUUUCCCUCCAUAGUCAAGCCAGAACACCUCUCACUCGCUCUUCAACCUCCCCAAACACGCUACGGAGCUUCCCCGCCUGCACGGACCAAGACAAAGGCCUGGGCGAAGAGGGAGGACGAGCAGGGGGGAGUUUGGAGUCCUGGAAAAGUGCUGGGGCUUUAGGUGGGGGUAAAACGCGGGCGGGGACGUUGCCCAGACUGAAAGCAAGCACUAGCAUGAGUGACAUGAGACAUAAGGUCGGUUUUGUGAUGGGACGAAAGGGAAAACUGAGAAAGAAUCACAAAUAA
Messenger RNA from Cololabis saira (Pacific saury), 977 nucleotides. RefSeq names its product leucine, glutamate and lysine rich 1 (gene lekr1). The record is from RefSeq and is a predicted model, not a curated record. Bases 54 to 977 code for a protein of 307 amino acids. The transcript is spliced from 5 exons. Lineage: Eukaryota; Metazoa; Chordata; Actinopteri; Beloniformes; Belonidae.